UUGUUUGAGCCAAGGGAAACGAAUUCAACAUGAAAAAUUUUCUUUACUUGUGUCUCGCAGCCAGUGCUCUUGGAUUGUGUGUUUCACUAGCGACGGGCAAUAAGCAAGCUUUGAGCGCUGUCCAAGAACGAACAUACAGCAAUUUUACGUUGUUUCAGCCUAAUGUGCUGACACCAUUGGCCAACCCACCACUUCUUAGAGAUGCAACAUGUGGAAAGAAAAACCAACCGUUACUGGCGGGAAAGAUUGCCGGAGGAAAUGUGGCCACUCCUAAUGAAUACCCAUGGCAGGCAUUUUUGCAAAUUUCACAAGAUUGGCCUGUAUUAGAAGAGUACGUCUGCGGUGGCACCUUAAUCAGCAAUCAGUGGAUUUUAACCGCGGCCAACUGCCUUGAUGGGGCGUCGUUAAUCAAGGUCUAUCUUGGUGCUCACGAUAUAACUGCUACCAAUGAAUGGCAAAGAGUCAUGCUCACUACCACCGAUUACAAAAAGCAUCCCAGUUGGAAUGCUCAGACUCUGAAUGGUGACAUCGCCCUCAUCAAAUUGCCCGUCCCUGUCAACUUCACCUCUUACAUCAAACCGAUUUGUUUACCAUCUACCAACGAUCCUAACCAUAAUGGCGAUACUGUUUACCUUACUGGGUGGGGAAGAACUUCAGGCUCUGGAGCAGUGGGACCAUUGAGUCCAGUUUUACGAGAAACGACAACUACCGUCAUUAGCAAUUCCGAAUGUUAUGCAACCUAUGGGAAUGUCGUGACUGACAACAUUAUUUGCAGCAGUGGAGCUGGAGGUCGAGGAAUCUGUCCGAGUGAUAACGGUGGGCCUAUGGGGUACAUGAACGCUGAUGGAAGUUUUACUCAGAUUGGAGUUGCAUCUUUCUUUGCGGCGGCGGGAUGUGAAAACAGCCUGCCAUCUGGGUUCACUCGCAUUCGAAACUACGUAAAUUGGAUAACAGAAGAAACGAGUAUUCCUAUUCCGAAUUCGGCCAUACCAAUCGUUGAUUCAUCGUGUUUAACGUUAUUCCUUGUGAGCGUACUUUCCAUCCAAUGCUAUUUCUUUCACUAAUUGGGCAUAACACGCAAUCAAUGUGCAUUACCGUUCACACUUCGUUCUUUCACCGAAAGACUUGCAUCAGUUAAGAAAUGAAACAA
This is a messenger RNA of Daphnia carinata, 1150 nucleotides long. Its product is annotated as brachyurin-like. The record is from RefSeq and is a predicted model, not a curated record. The transcript has 7 exons. Gene Ontology annotation, molecular function: serine-type endopeptidase activity. Gene Ontology annotation, biological process: proteolysis. NCBI's taxonomy places the organism in Eukaryota, Metazoa, Arthropoda, Branchiopoda, Diplostraca, Daphniidae. The coding region runs from base 30 to 1064 and encodes 344 amino acids.